AUGCCCGCUGCCAGCUGCUCCGAAGUGGAGCAGGCGUGGCUCGAUGCCGGGCGGCGAGGAGACGUCAAGGCCAUGCUAGGUCUCCGCAAACAGCACCCCAAGUGGCUCGCGCUCGACCGCGUACGUAGCCAUCUUCGAGUGUGCGCGCGAAAUCGAGACGAAGGAGAUGAAGCGCCGUCCUUCUGCGACUGGGAGAAGUUCCACCUGCCGACGGUGGGCGCCUCGGCGCUCCACGCCGCCGCCUGGGACGGCGAGUACGAGGUGCUGGAGUUCCUGCUGAAGGAAGGCCAGCAAGUGGACGAGCGCGGCCGACGAGGGGUGACGGCGCUCAUGGCCACGCUCAUGAGGCACAACGUGCAAGCUCUGCGCGCCGUGUUCCAAGGAACCGCGGUCGUGCAGCUCAACACCGUCAUGGAUUGUCGGGAGGAGGACGAAGAGCGACUGAAGCACACUCUGAGAGUGGUGAAGCUGCUGCUGCGUCACGGCGCGAAGACGGAGGCAUGUGACAACGAGGGCAAGACGGCGCUGUUCCUCGCGACGAAUGACGAGCUGUUUGAGGUCGCCAAGCUUCUGCUGGAGAAUGGAGCGCGUCUGGACGCGCAGGACUCGAUUGGUAGGUCCCCGCUCCACGCGUGCUUGCGCGCUUCCCCCGAGCAGAGCGUGCUGGUGACGAACCUGCUGGUCUCGCGAGGCGCGCCGAUUGAUCUCCCGGACAAGACGGGCGAGACGCCGUUCACGAUUGUUGUCCGGCACGGGGACAUCACGGCGCUGCAGCUGCUGCUGAACCACCACUCGCUCGUGGCCACGCCUGCGAGGCAGGAUUUCUCCGGCGCGGUGCUGUUGCACGCUGCGGAGCUCGGCGUCGUGGACGUUGUGCGAUUCUUGCUGGACGGCAAGUACACGAGCGUCGAUGUCGUCAACGCUCGAGGCGAAACGGCGUUGCACCUGGCCAUUAUGAAGCAACGCAAGGCGCUCGUUGAAAUGCUGUGCAAGUCAAAAUCUGCAGAGCUGCUGCUCGCUGCUCGAACGAAGGGCAAGGGCGAGUCGGUUCUUCACUACGCCGCGCGCUUCGGGUCUCCUUCGGACCUGACGUCGGUGCUGUCGCUAUUAGGCAAAGGAGGCUCAUCCAAGGUGAAUGUCGCGAGUGCUCAAGGUUUGACUCCUCUGUACCUGGCUACCACGGCAUCUACGGCUGGCUCGCCGAGUGAAAGGCGUGCCAAGGUUGCCCAGCUCGAGAAGCUCGGCGCGUCGCUCUUUGCUAGCGACGCGCUUCUCUUCCGAGAAGUCAAGAAUGCUGCAGGCGUCGCGUUAGUGGCCAUGAACCCUGCUGUCCGACGCUGUCUGGCGCUGUGGAUGGCCGAGUGCAGCGCGUCGUCGCCGACCGCGUUCUCCGACUUCUGCGUCAACUGGGUCGCGUGCGUGCAGCGCCCCCAAAUCAAUCCGACCAAGAAGCUGCAGCCUCCGUUCCAGCACCGUGUCCCGCUGACGCCGGCAUUGACCGCGUUUGUCUGUGCUGGUUACGCGCCGGAUUCGAUCCCCCUGCUUCUGUCGCUACCGCUGAAGCUCGAGACGGCGUCGCGCUUCCUCGAGCUGCUGAAGACAUUGGUCGCCGACACGAAGCACGCAUUGUUGCAGAAGCUUCAGAUGGAGUUGCAGGCGGGCUGGAAGAUCAGAAGCAGCGUGGCCAGCGCCCCGAAGGCUGGAGCGUCAGUGAAGGCCAAGGAGUAGCGGGGUGGGGCGCGAGUGAAGUGCGCAAGGACGAGGGAAGAUGAAGGGCGAGGAGCAUGGCAAACUAUGCGAACGAAGCAGCCGCCCAUGUACAAUCGCAGUAUGAGAGAGAACGAGAGCCGCCCGAGUGCGCGUUGCGGCCGAAGAUGCAGGUAGUCAAAGUAGCAUUUAGCCACGUACGAUACGAAUAUAAUGACCUCCUUGACACGACC
Phytophthora sojae is the source of this 1940-nucleotide messenger RNA. RefSeq lists its product as hypothetical. The transcript has 3 exons. Bases 1 to 1728 code for a protein of 575 amino acids. Lineage: Eukaryota; Oomycota; Peronosporomycetes; Peronosporales; Peronosporaceae. The record is from RefSeq and is a predicted model, not a curated record. Gene Ontology annotation, molecular function: protein binding.